This is a messenger RNA of Archocentrus centrarchus (flier cichlid), 2435 nucleotides long. Its product is annotated as protein Dok-7-like. The transcript has 12 exons. The record is from RefSeq and is a predicted model, not a curated record. Gene Ontology annotation, molecular function: protein kinase binding. Gene Ontology annotation, biological process: positive regulation of protein tyrosine kinase activity; neuromuscular junction development. NCBI's taxonomy places the organism in Eukaryota, Metazoa, Chordata, Actinopteri, Cichliformes, Cichlidae. The coding region runs from base 20 to 2206 and encodes 728 amino acids.
CUCGAAACCAUGACAGAAGAUGACGGAUACAGUUGUCGCGGAGGGACAAGUGAAGUUUAGAGAUGGAAAAAAGUGGAAGACUCGCUGGGUCGUUCUUCGGAAGCCCUCUCCCGUUGCAGACUGUCUGUCCUUGCUGGUAUAUAAGGAGAAGAAGAAAGGGAAGGAGAAGGGCAGCGGCCACAAGGAGAGGCUCAAUGUAACACUGGAGGGGAUCUGUGGCUUGGAGCCAGGGCUCGGAUAUGAUGGCGUGUCCUACACCCUCUCCAUCCUUUGCUUGGCACGCAUGCUGGUCCUUGGGUUCAACAGCCGGGACACCCUGCUGGCCUGGGAUGCCCGCAUCCGCUACAGCUUGGGAGAAGUCCACAGGUUUAGUGUCAAUGUCGAACCAGGCACCAAACUGGAAAGCGGCCCCGCGUCCCUCCACCUGUGCAACAACCUGCUGGUCCUCACCAGAGGCCUCCCUCCAGUUGUUAUUGGCCACUGGAAGUUGUCAGCGUUACGUCGCUACGGUGCCGUGCCAAAUGGCUUUGUGUUCGAGGGGGGGACUCGCUGUGGCUACUGGGCUGGUGUUUUCUUCCUGUCCUGUUCAGAAGGAGAGCAGAUCAGUUUCCUAUUUGACUGCAUUGUCAGGGGCAUCAACCCCACCAGGGCCCCACACGGCCUGCGGCCUAACCUGCCAGCAGAUCCCAGUGCUGACCCAGCUUCAGCAGAGGAACGAAUCAACCUUGAGGCAUCAGUGCUGGAGAAAAGACUGAGCAUGCUGUCUCAGUGCAGUUUAGCGAGCAGCACAGCCUCCACUUACAGUUGCAGUACGUCAGUUGCUGGAGAUGACCACAGCAGCAUUUCCAGCUCUUCCUCCAGUCAAUCAGAUACAAGCUAUGGAAGCAGACUUCCAUUUUGGGCGGAGCCAUUAGGCAGACUGCACCUCUCCAAUGAGACAGCAACAAGCUCUUCCACGCUGAAGGCACUGCUCAGUUCAGAUGACCAGCUUUAUGCUGCUGUUAUGGGAGGCUCCAGGAGUCGUCCCUCAUCCGCUCACCUCCAUCCUCGUGGUCUUCAUGACAGUGGGCGGCAGAGUUCAUUAGACAGCGGAAUUGGGAUAGCGACAGGCAGUCACUCUUCUUACUCGGGGAGUUAUUCCUCAUGUAUGGGGAGUCUGGACAUGGCCAGCCAGGGAGUAGAGGAAGAAUUUGGCUCUUUAGCCAGCCUUCCUGCUGCUGCUGCUCCUUUUCUGUCCUCACCUCCUUCUGCGCCUCCCCCAACUCCUCCUUCUUCUCCUUUUCAGCUCAUGCUCAUCCCAGAGCACAGUUCUGCAGGCAUCACCCCCUCUUCCUGCUCCCGUGCCUCCAGAUCUGCAUUUCAUACAUCUCGUAGGCACAGUGAAGAAUACCAGAUUCCAAGUCUGCUUAGACUGUGGUAUGAUACCCCCAGGAGUCUGCUCCAGGCCCACCCCCUAAAGGAAUCAUUGUCCCAUGGAGCCCCACCUGAGCUCGGCAAGGACAGUAGGAGCAGUGGGGAUGGAGGUGAUGGUCAGGGACAGAGAAGACAGAAGGCUCAGCAUCAGGCCAUGAUGCAGCGCUCACACUCCUGGGGUAGUGAGAGGGCGCCCUCUGUGGAAAGUGAGGGGAGGUCCACACCUAGACCCCUGCUGGUCCCUGAAGAUUUUCUUUUUGCAGAAAAGCAGACUGACGGCUCUCCGCUCAUGGACCUGUCACCUUCUGCACACACACGAGACCCGCCUCCCUGUGUGAGGGGGGAACACCGUGACAGUCGUGAUAUUGGUUCUAAGCUGGCAUGUCUGAAGAAACUGUUGCCAUCUCUGCUCUUGUCUGCCCCUCCACUGCCUCCUGUCAUGACCGUGCACAGACCAACAUCAGCUUGUGGUAUGUUCCAGUCUUCCCACGAGGUUCCUCCGCCUGCAUCCCUGGACAGCGGGCCUCGUAAAAACAGCAGUGUUAAUUAUGUCAACAUCCCUGUUAGCCCUGUCCUGUAUAAAACUAGAGAGCUGCUCUACACAGAGCUGGAACUGCAGAAACCCAGCUCGGCUCCGGUCUCCAGUCCGUGCAGAGAAGAGGGCUCCAUCAGGUACGCCCACCUGGACAUCACUGCCAUGGAAACUGCUCAGAGAGUGGGGGCGGAGCAUGUUCAGGCCAGGGAGGACAGACUGACUCAACUGGAGAACAGGCGGCAAGGGCCACCAGCCUGACUCUGGAACGCCCAACUGGAUGACACUUCAGAAUAGUUUUGACUGCAGAUUCUCUCCAACUCUCUGGAAAAGCUGACAGACUCAAAUGUGGUGGAUGAUCAUACCGGUUAUGUUGUACUUAAAAAACACACCCACAGUUGUGACAGUGUAAUAAAAUUCCCACAGUCCAUUCCACUAUGGGUAAAGCUUUGGGAGCUUUCUUAUGCAGCUUCUGUUUUGUCUUGUCUAU